AGCUCCGUCGCUAAGUUUCGAAUCACAUUCUACCAGGAGCGUGACGGGCUAGCGCGCAAAAAUACGAUCCUUUUUAAACAAAUUUGGAAAUAUGUAUUUUUUAUUCAAUGGUAUUCCUUGUGUGUUAGAUGAAUAUAUUUUGCAAUAUGUUUACGCAUACGAUUGGAAUAAUUUCUUUCGAUUGACUGCGGUGGCCGUGUUUGCAACUAUUAUUGCGCGCUGGACCAUCGCUAUCGUGAAACAAAUUCGGUUGUGUCUUCCACCAGGACCUUAUGGACUUCCGUUCAUCGGAUGUCUGCCAUGGCUGUACCGAGGCUCCCCCCACUCUUGGUACCUCGCAUGGGCUAAACGUUACGGGAAUAUAUUUUCCUUGAGACUGGGUAACAGCCUUGUGGUAUGCAUAUCAUCAGCUAAUAUCCUUAGAGACGUGUUCAACAAAAGCGAUUCGAUCGGCCGACCUAAGACUCCGUUGAACAAUCUGCUUGGUGGUUAUGGGAUAAUACUAAGCGAAGGCAUCCUGUGGAAAAAGCAACGCCAAUUCGUUCUUGACAAGUUCCGUGCACUCGGUGUCAGGUUGUGGAGCAGGCAGAAGUUUGAAAAUUGCAUUAUUGAUGAAGUGCAAGAGAUGGUAACAGAAAUAGCCGUUAAGGAAGAACAGCCCCAAGACCCCGUCAUGGUCCUAGGCAGACACAUCCAUAACGUCAUAUGUCAGCUGAUGAUGAGUUACCGCUUCGUUGACGGAGAUCCGCAAUUUCAGGCUUUCAAUGCCUUGGUUACGCGAGGAAUGCAGCUCUUCGGUUCUGUCCAUAUAGGCGAACAUCUGCCUAUUUAUAUGAGACUGCCGGGUAAGAAAGCAGUUCUGAAGGAGAUCAAGGCGAACCUGGACAAGAUAAGUAGCUUCCAUGAGGCGCAUCUGAUAAGCCGGAUUGAAAUGCGGAAGAACUCGUCAAUGGACUACACGCCUGAGGACCUGCUGGAUUACUACCUCCAGGAGAUGUACAAGGGCGUUGAAGGUGGUGAGCUGCAGACGGUUUUGGAAGACAAGGAGAAAGUAAAGCAAGCGGUGCAAGUGAUGAACGACCUCUUCUCUGCCGGCAUGGAGACGUCGAGGACUGCUGUCGUUUGGCUGCUGCUGAUGAUGAUUCGGGAGCGGGAGGUGGCUGCUAAGGUUCGACAGGAGAUGUCGGGAGCGGUUGAACCUGGGCAACUUGUGACCUUGGACCAUCGUCUGCAAAUGCCCUACAUGGAAGCUGUCAUCUUUGAAACCCUGCGUAUCACCUGCAUUGUACCUUUGGGCACUGCGCACGUUAACACCUCGGACUGGAACGUCGAGGGAUUCACUAUUCCGGCUGGUACAACACUCGUGCCACUGAUUAACAAGAUCAAUAUGGACCCCGAACACUUCCCUGUGCCGGAAAAGUUUAUUCCUGAGCGUUUCUUGGAGAACAACAGGCUCUCUCUGCCUGAUCACUUCAUACCUUUCGGGGUCGGUCGCCGUAUCUGUUUGGGAGAGCAAUUGGCAAGAAUGGAGCUGUUCAUCUUCUUCUCGAACCUGAUGAACAACUUCGACUGGGAAAUACCGGAGGGAGACGAGGUACCAGGCUUGGAGGGUACCUAUGGUACCAUCCACAUGCCUCUCCCAUUCAAGGUCAUUUUCAAGAAAUGGCCCUGAAUUGAAGGGAGUGAAAUUACUUUUACAGUAAUUUCAAUUUUACGAAUUAAGUAAUACAAAGCUAAUUUACUGACGGCAUAAUCAAUAAAUUCAAAAAUAAAUCUAAAACUGCAGUUAAAAUUCAAAUUCCCAUUCAAUCUGUUGCGUACCAUAGCCUUCAUCAUUAAAUUCAAUAUCAUUAAAUUCAACAUCAUUAAAUUACAACAUCUUUCCAACUCAAUGAAUUAGCUAAGUGUAAUUUAAUUUCGUAUAUUUUUUUCAUUUUAUGCAUGCUAGUUUUAAUCCAUUUUAUUAUUUUGACAUUUUCAUAUUCUUAGAUUUAAUUAGCCUAGACUGACAUGAUUAAAUGAUUUUUAACGAUUUGUGUUUCAUUGUAUUGCUAAUUGCAUUUUAUUUUGUAUUAGACUUAAGACAUUCAUUAGAAUGUGGCCAUUGGAUGCCUUAUUAGAUUUUUAGGAAAUGAUUUAUAUGUAGCCAAUUUUAGCAUUGUUUCGAAAAUUAACAUCUAAAUGUAAGUGAAUGUGUGACUAAUCCAAUUAAUGUAUGAUGUGAGAAUUUCAAGAAUUACAACCAUUUUUAAGACUGAUUAAUGUACGCCAUAUUAUGUAUAAGACUAACUUCAAUUAGUUUGAAUGAAAUUGAUUUUAAGCUUAACACCGCAGCUAUAUUGAGAAAACAUGUCGGCAGAGUUACUUAAUUAAUUCUCAUUUUAAAAAUUAAUUUCAUUCUAUAGAAUAAGUUUUCGGACAAUUGCGAAUGGCUAAACGCAUUUAAAUCAUUAGAUUUAAUUUUUUUAUAUUUUUGUGUGACAUUUAUUUUUCAUUUUAUUUUUAGAAUAAUCAUUGCAUUGCAUCGGAAAAAAACACUCUGUAACGAACUUCUGAAAUUGAAUUUAUUCUUUAAUAACUUUGAAAACCCAUGUUUGCAUUGUAUGGUGAGGGCACGAUUGGAGUGUGAUGGGGCUCCAUGUGCAAGGUUCACCCACGUGCACCGUCCACUCGGAGUCACACCCCACAUCCCUCGCCCUUCGCCCUAAUUCAGUGUGUGUAAAAAUUCAAUUUCCAUAAUUUUAUACCGCAAUAUAUACACAUUUGGAUUUGCUUCAUUAAUUUGAAGUAAAUUUAAAUUACUAUUUUUCAAGCAUUUAUUGUAAUUUUAAACUCGAUUCAUUCAAUUGAAUUGAUGUUUGAUCAAUCUGUACCAAGUUUUCGAGCAAUUGCACUUAAUUAUAUUUUUAUAAGAA
This is a messenger RNA of Pieris napi, 2915 nucleotides long. Its product is annotated as cytochrome P450 18a1-like. Gene Ontology annotation, biological process: xenobiotic metabolic process. The record is from RefSeq and is a predicted model, not a curated record. NCBI's taxonomy places the organism in Eukaryota, Metazoa, Arthropoda, Insecta, Lepidoptera, Pieridae. The coding region runs from base 92 to 1672 and encodes 526 amino acids. Gene Ontology annotation, cellular component: cytoplasm; intracellular membrane-bounded organelle. The transcript is spliced from 7 exons. Gene Ontology annotation, molecular function: iron ion binding; heme binding; oxidoreductase activity, acting on paired donors, with incorporation or reduction of molecular oxygen, reduced flavin or flavoprotein as one donor, and incorporation of one atom of oxygen.